GAAUAAAUAUUAGUUGCGCUGGACUUUCGCUGCCGUGCGGUUGUUUGCUCUCAAAGCAAAAAAAUCACAAAAUAUAAAUAAAAACAGUUAUCGCAAAAAUUGCAAAUUACAAGUGGAAAUAAUUAAGAAAUGACGUCACUGGACGGAAAGGUGUUUUCUUGGAUAUGCUUGCUCUUUCUAAUUUUAGAGAUCACUCAUACGGAAGGCAUCUGCCAUUGAUGAUAAAUGCAUGCACUCGGAUAGCUGUGAAAGAUGUUUAUCCACUCACUUGGAAUGCGCCUGGUGCACCGGCAAGGAAUAUACUGUUGGCUAUCGGUGUCUCUCUCGCUCUCAGCUCUUGGCUAACAACUGCACUGAGACGGAUAUAUACGAAAAUCAGCCGGUUCUAGAUGUCCUGCAGGAUAAGCCUUUAAAGGACUACGAGACCACCGAUCAGGCAAUUCAAGUGAGACCCCAAAGAGCAUACCUCAAGUUAGUCAAAGGAAACACGCAACGAAUCAAGCUGAGCUAUAGGACGGCAAGCAAUAAUCCACUCGAUUUGUACGUGCUGAUGGACCUCACCUGGACGAUGAGGGACGACAAGGACACCCUGGAGGAGUUGGGAGCUCAACUCAGUCAGACUUUGAAGAACUUAACAGGAAACUAUCGUCUAGGCUUUGGCUCGUUUGCGGAUAAGCCAACGUUUCCCAUGAUCUUGCCGCAGUACAAGGAAAACCCAUGUGCCGCGGAGAGGGCUCAAUGUGAACCCACCUAUGGCUUUAGACAUCAGUUGUCCUUAACUGAUAAUAUCCCUGCUUUUACUGGAGCCGUGGCCAAUAGUAAGAUCACUGGGAAUUUGGAUAAUCUGGAAGGUGGCUUGGAUGCCCUUAUGCAGGUUAUAGUGUGCACCAAGGAAAUCGGUUGGAAGGAACAGGCUCGAAAAGUGGUGAUCCUAGUAACCGAUGGCUUCAUGCAUCUGGCUGGAGAUGGUCUCCUAGCUGGUAUUAUAGAGCGCAACGAUAAGCAAUGCCAUCUUAAUGAGGCAGGUGAGUAUACAGGCUCCUUGGACUAUGAUUACCCAUCGCUGGAGGAGAUCUAUCGGGAGUUACUGCGCCGCAAGAUCAAUGUGAUCUUUGCUGUUACCCAGAAUGUGGUGAGCAGCUACAGGGAACUCAGUGCCCUGAUGAAGGAAAUCAGUUAUGUGGACAUCUUAAGUGCUGAUUCCUCUAAUAUCUUGGAGCUUAUCAAGAAGAGCUAUGAGAGUCUCAUCAAACGCACUCAGUUCGCUGAUAACAGUCCGGACUAUAUAGAUAUGGUCUACUAUACGGACUGCGGCGGCCAGUUUCCCACUUUGCAGAAACGCAAUUACUGCAAUAAUGUUAAUUUGGGCAAGGAGAUCGACUUCUAUGUGGACGUUACAUUGAAAAAAUAUCCGGAGGAUAAGGUUUAUACCCACAAAAUCCGAGUAGAAGAAACCUCCCUCAGCGAGUACAUGGACUUGGAUGUGGAGCUGCAGCGUCCGUGCCCGUGUCAGGAAACACCGGAACCGGAAAACGAGUUCGGGCGUUUCCAGUGCCAGGACCAGGGAUAUAUGUACUGUGGAAUGUGCAUUUGCGACAGUGGAUGGACUGGCACCUUCUGCACCUGCCCCAUAGACUCCACAAACGUAACCAGUAACGAAGCUCUGCUCCAGAAAUGCCGUCAGCCAUUGGCGGAUAGGACAACCUCCGAGUUGGUCUGUUCCAAUCAUGGUGAUUGCGAUUGUGGAAGUUGUCAGUGUGAUAUUGGCUAUACGGGUCCAUACUGUGAGUGCCGCGAGUGCUUGGAUUGUGAUGAAAAGCUGGCGGAUUGCUUCUGCGGGCAGUGUGUCUGCAAAUAUGGAUGGUCCGAGAACGGAUGCAAUUGCGAUGUGGAUACGGAUGCCUGUGUGGGACCAACGGGGGAGAUUUGCUCGAAGCGAGGGACUUGCGAGUGCGAGGAGUGCCAGUGUGAGGAGCCUUAUUUGGGAAAAUUCUGUGAAAUCGAUCCGGAAAAGGAUAACAAGCUGUGCCUGUUCUAUGAGCCCUGUGUCACCUGUCUAAUCGAACAGAAACAAGGAAUGGGCGCCUGUGAGAACUUAACUCAGAUAUGCAGCAGCUUGGAUCGACAGGAAACCUAUUCCUAUUCCUUUGUCCAUGAACUGGAUCCGGAGCAGGAUCAGUGCUUGGUGCGAAUGGUGAACAAACAUGGCAUGCAAUGUGAUAGCUUCUUUGUCUACAAGGUCGUCGAUCAUUCCAAUUUUUUGACCAUUCAAGCUGUGGACUGCGAACCCGUGGAUUAUGUGGCCCUCGUGGGUUAUAUAUCGGCGUUUACCUUGCUAAUUGGUCUCUUGAUCAUCUUCCUAAUCCUGUGGUGCAUUCGUGCCAAGGAUGCCAGGGAGUAUGCCAAGUUUGAUGAAGAGCAAAGGAACAAUGUCAGACAAGAGAAUCCACUGUACAGGGAUCCUGUGGGCAGAUACGUAGUGCCCAAGGCUCUUAGCGUAAAAUACGAUGAGAAUCCUUUUGCCAGUUGAACAAAAAUAUAGUUUUAAGAUUUAACUUUAAGUCUAAGAAAGUCUCCUCAAGCUUGAGGCUUAAACAGAUCUUGUCAGUAACCCAAAAAUAACAAACUUAAGAAACUAUUUUUAAGAAGUAUUGCCAAAAAAAACACUUUUUUAAGUUCCAUUUUUUAUAUAAUAUAUUUUGAACAUAAUUUUGUUUUUUUUUUUACAUAAAAUUUGAUAAAUUUGUUCAAUAAUUCGUAUAUAAUAUCUAAACUAAUAUUAACUAAGAAUUUGUUAUAGCUAAGAAAACGAGUAUAAAAUAUUUUUAACAAA
Drosophila eugracilis is the source of this 2833-nucleotide messenger RNA. RefSeq names its product integrin beta-nu (gene Itgbn). Gene Ontology annotation, biological process: cell migration; cell adhesion mediated by integrin; integrin-mediated signaling pathway. Gene Ontology annotation, molecular function: integrin binding. The coding region runs from base 230 to 2530 and encodes 766 amino acids. Gene Ontology annotation, cellular component: cell surface; focal adhesion; integrin complex. Lineage: Eukaryota; Metazoa; Arthropoda; Insecta; Diptera; Drosophilidae. The record is from RefSeq and is a predicted model, not a curated record. The transcript has 6 exons.